AGGUGGAACAAGUGUCAAUUGUAGUAUUGUGGCCAACUAGUGAAAAAUUAUCAGGUGCAAUAAUGUUCUGCAGUAAAAAGAGACCACGUGAAGUGCAACGGAUAGUGAAAGCCAAUGACCGUGAAUAUAAUGAAAAGUUCCGAUAUGCGGAUAAUCGUAUCCACACAUCCAAGUACAACAUUCUUACCUUCUUGCCAAUUAAUUUAUUUGAACAGUUCCAAAGACUGGCAAAUGCCUAUUUCCUUGUCCUUCUGAUUUUACAGCUGAUUCCAGAUAUCUCCUCCUUGGCCUGGCUUACUACCGUUGUGCCUUUGGUCCUGGUGAUAACUAUGACAGCUGUCAAAGAUGCCAUGGAUGACUAUCUUCGGCACAAGACUGAUAAUCAAGUGAAUAAUCGGAAAUCUGAAGUGCUCAUCGACAGCAAACUCAAGAAUGAAAAGUGGAUGAAUGUCAAAGUAGGAGACAUCAUUAAAUUAGAAAAUAACCAAUUUGUUGCCGCUGAUCUGCUUCUACUGUCAAGUAGUGAGCCACAUGGCCUCUGUUAUAUUGAAACUGCUGAGCUCGACGGGGAAACCAACAUUAAAGUCCGUCAUGCACUAUCAGUUACCUCCGAACUCGGAGAAGAAAUGAACAGACUUGCAAAGUUUGAUGGGAUUGUUGUCUGCGAGGCACCAAACAACAAAUUACAUAAAUUCACGGGUGUCCUCUCUUGGAAGGACAGCAAGCACAACCUCAACAAUGAGAAGAUGAUCCUGAGGGGCUGUGUCCUGAGAAACACCAGCUGGUGUUUCGGAAUGGUUAUUUUUGCAGGUCCUGACACCAAACUAAUGCAGAACAGUGGUAAAACAAAGCUUAAAAGGACAAACAUUGACAAGUUGCUGCAUACUCUAGUAUUGUGGAUUUUUGGGUUUCUUGUAUGCUUGGGGAUUAUUCCUGCAAUAGGAAACUCAAUCUGGGAGACUAAAGUCGGGGACAAAUUCAGCAUUUUCCUCCAGAGAAGGGACUCUGUGAUCUCAGGAGUCUUAACAUUCUGGUCAUAUAUUAUUAUUCUCAACACAGUUGUACCCAUUUCAUUAUAUGUGAGUAUGGAAGUAAUUCGUCUGGGACACAGCUAUUUUAUAAACUGGGAUCAGAAGAUGUAUUACUCUGGGAAAGCGACACCUGCUGAAGUUCGGACGACCACACUCAAUGAGGAACUGGGCCAGAUCGAAUAUGUUUUCUCUGACAAAACAGGCACCCUCACUCAAAACAUCAUGACUUUUAAAAAAUGUUCCAUUAAUGGAAAAAUCUAUGGUGAAGCACAGGAUGACCUGGGUCAGAAAACAAACAUGACUAAGAAAAAAGAGCCUGUGGAUUUCUCAUUCAACCCUCAAGCAGACAGAACAUUUCAGUUUUUUGACCAGCAUCUGAUCGAAUCUGUUAAACUAGGUGAUCCUGAAGUGCAUGAAUUUCUUAGGUUACUUGCUCUCUGCCACACAGUAAUGUCGGAGGAAGAUAGUGCAGGACAGCUGACUUACAAAGUUCAGUCACCUGAUGAAGGAGCUCUAGUGACUGCUGCAAGAAAUUUUGGGUUCAUUUUUAAGUCUCGAACCCCAGAGACUAUAACAAUAGAAGAAUUAGGAACACUAGUUACUUAUCAAUUGCUUGCCUUUUUGGAUUUUAACAAUAUCAGAAAAAGGAUGUCUGUUAUAGUUCGAAAUCCUGAAGGACGGAUAAAACUUUACUCCAAAGGAGCAGAUACGAUUCUGUUUGAAAAACUUCAUCCAUCCAAUCACGACCUUCUGACUUUGACAUCAGAUCACCUUAGUGAGUUUGCAGGGGAAGGCCUUCGAACCUUGGCCAUCGCAUACAGAGACCUGGAUGACAAGUACUUUAAAGAGUGGCAUAAAAUGCUGGAAGAUGCAAAUGCUGCCACAGAUAAGAGGGAUGAACAGAUAGCAGGACUGUAUGAAGAAAUUGAAAGGGAUUUGAUGCUACUAGGUGCUACUGCUGUAGAAGAUAAGUUACAAGAGGGUGUUAUUGAAACAGUUACAAGUUUAUCACUAGCCAAUGUUAAGAUCUGGCUCCUCACAGGAGACAAACAAGAAACUGCCAUCAACAUUGGCUAUGCCUGCAACAUGCUGACCAAUGACAUGAAUGAUGUGUUUGUUAUAGCAGGGAACACAGUGGUGGAGGUCAGAGAAGAACUCAGGAAAGCAAAGGAAAAUUUGUUUGGAGAAAACAGAAGUUUUUCCAAUGGCCAUGUAGUUUCUGAAAAAAGGCAGCAGCUGGAGCUGGACUCAGUUGUAGAAGAAACCAUAACAGGAGAUUAUGCCUUAAUCAUAAAUGGUCACAGUUUGGCUCAUGCCCUAGAAAGCGACAUCAAGAAAGAUCUCCUAGAACUUGCCUGCAUGUGCAAAACUGUGGUUUGUUGCCGAGUCACCGCACUCCAGAAAGCACAGGUAGUAGAGCUGGUGAAGAAGCACAGGAAAGCUGUCACUUUGGCCAUCGGUGAUGGAGCCAAUGAUGUCAGCAUGAUCAAAAGUGCUCACAUUGGCAUUGGCAUCAGCGGCCAGGAUGGACUCCAAGCUGUUUUAGCCAGCGACUACUCAUUUGCACAGUUUAGAUACCUCCAAAGGCUUCUCUUCGUUCACGGACGGUGGUCUUAUUACCGAAUGUGCAAAUUCUUACGCUAUUUCUUCUAUAAGAAUUUUGCAUUCACACUUGUGCAUUUCUGGUUUGGUUUCUUCUGUGGUUUCUCAGCCCAGACAGUUUAUGACCAGUGGUUCAUUACUCUUUUUAACAUUGUCUAUACAUCACUGCCUGUUCUAGCCAUGGGGAUUUUUGACCAGGAUGUGAGUGAACAGAGCAGCAUGGACUACCCUCAGCUCUAUGAACCUGGACAACUGAAUCUAUUUUUUAACAAGCGUGAAUUUUUCAUCUGUAUUGCACAUGGAAUCUACACAUCAUUGGUGCUUUUCUUCAUCCCCUAUGGGGCCUUUUACAACUUGACUGGAGAAGACGGGGAACACAUUGAUGACUACCAGUCUUUUGCAGUUACUAUGGCCACAUCUUUGAUCAUUGUGGUCAGUGUACAGAUAGCCUUGGACACCAGUUACUGGACUGUCAUUAAUCAUGUCUUCAUCUGGGGCAGCAUCGCCACUUAUUUCUUCAUUUUAUUUACAUUGCAUAGUAAUGACAUCUUUGGCAUCUUUCCAAAUCAGUUUCCAUUUGUUGGAAGCACACAGCAUUCUUUGGCCCAGAAGUGCAUCUGGCUUAUUAUUCUCUUAACGACGGUGACUUCAGUUAUGCCUGUGGUGACAUUCAGAUUUUUGAAGGCUGAUUUAUUCCCAACUCUGAGUGAUCAGAUCCGCCAGAGGCAGAAAGCUCAAAGGAAGUCCAGGCCCCUCCGUAGCCGAAGGCCUCAGACUCGUAGAUCGAGCUCAAGAAGAUCUGGAUAUGCUUUUGCUCACCAAGAGGGCUAUGGAGAGCUUAUCACAUCUGGAAAAAAUAUGCGAGCUAAACAUCCACCCCCAACAUAAGGAUUGGAAAAGACAAUGUAUAAUAGCACUAGCUGGGUUGAAAAUUUAUGUAAGAAAACCACAGACACAGUGAGCAACUUUAGCCAGGAUGAAACAGUGAAAAUGUGAGUCAAGAAGAAUUUGAACCACACAGUUAUCUUUUCACUUCAGCUGCAGCUGAAAUUCAACUGGCUCCAAAGUUGGGGAUCAGAGGUGAGGAGUGGGAUGGAUUGCCUCACUUAAUUUAAAUCUGUGGCUGACAACUGCUCGUGCCCAUCAAAUAGGGGUGCACUCUAUGGAAAACCAUGCCAGAUGGUGGUUGUCUAACUUGUGGUUUGGUGAACAAAACAUUCACGAUACAAGCAGAAGCUUAUAAUAACCUAGAUACCAAGCGGCACCAAUUGGCCUGAACUUCAGAAUCUUAUUUAUACAGAAAAAAACUGUAAAUCUGUAUUUACAGAUUGACUGGUUCUUCAGGUGGAUAAAGAGAUAUAUUCAAAAGGUAUAUAUUCCAGUUGCAUUUUAUUCUUGUUGCCAGAUAAACACAUAUAUGUGAGAUCAGUCUUUCUUCAGGUACCCUUUGAAGAUUUUAAAUCUUUCAGAUGAAGAGUAGUUCCCACUGUCUAGGCUUGUUUUCCUGGUGUGUUGAGCCAAGAAAACAAAUCACUUUCAUGAAGAAUAGACAAGUAUGUUGGUGCUUCUCAUUGUUCUACCAUGUUCUACCAGACAAAGUAGAUUGAACAUCUUUAUGUGGAAUAGACUGAUAAUGUGUUCAAAUUUAUUAAAAAAAAACUCUCAGGGACAUGUUUAUGGAAUGUCAAAGACAAGUUGUCUAGUAAGUAUUCUAAAUAAAUUUCAGUGACUUUUAUAACAACCUCAGUAGUAAUCUGCCUUGUGUGAUUCAGACCCAUUAAUGGAAUCAGUAGAUCAUUGGACUAGUUCACACUUAAUGACAGUACUUCAUCUAGUGUAUGAGCAUGUAUUUUGUACAUUUUCUAUUUUAAAAUUUGGUUCAGAUUCGAAACCAAACAAAUUGGCAAACAGUAUGUUCAGAUACUAUUUAAGUACUCGAGUUUAGGUUAUUCAGAACUCACUGCUUUCGAUAUUCACCUAUGAUGCUUAUAACUCAGAUAUAUAAAUACAUGCAGAUGAGGCUGGCUUUUUAGAGAUGUUUCAGUCCAAACUUCCAUCUAUGCUUAAGUCACCAGUGUCAUUCUUAUAAAAGCUUCAGGCAGAUUCAUGUUCAAGCUUCAUUUCUAUCACUUCUUACCUCUAUAAACUUCGGCAGUUAAUGUACUUACUUUGAGACUCUGUAAAAUGAGGAUAUACUACCUACCUCAUGUGGUUGUUAGAAGAUUGUCAAAAUGCAAAUCCUCAAAUCAAUAAAAAUGUAAUUUACAUUGAGUAGACGAUUAGUUAGGUUCCAUUUAACUCAUCAUCAAAAAUAACAGAACAGUUUGAAGACAAUAUGAAGAAGUGGAGUUUAAUCAAUAGAAAAGACUUUGAUAAAAUGAUAUUCCAAGCUAGAUAAAAAACGAGUUAAGUCUUAGAGGGAAAUGAAACUUGGAGAUAAAUUUCUCUGUCAUAGGCAAAAAUAAAUCAUCAUCAUGCCUUACCAAUUUUCUAUAAAUGAACCUCUGACUUUACAUAGUUUUUAAUCUUGUUCCUACUAAAUUAUUAGUCAAGGUUACAUUUCCCAGGACAGCCAAAUGGCCCUUGGGUGGGCAUCAUGGAUAGGGGUUUGCAUGUUAUCAACAGGUCAUGCAAUCUUUUGGAAUGUACUUUAUCUCCAAAUCCAGACUAAUUUUUCCUGAAUGGGAAAUAACAUAAUAAAGUGCUUUAAUAACAGUAAAUGUACAGUAAAUAAAUACUCCCUUUUCCCCUGUGUAGACUCACUCAGAUGUUAGUUUUCAAUGUCUAAUUUGUUAUUAGUUUCAUUGAGCUUGUUCACUUCUUGUAACAUUUUGAAAGAGCUGAAGACUUACAGUAAA
Condylura cristata (star-nosed mole) is the source of this 5491-nucleotide messenger RNA. It is a transcript of the gene ATP8B4, whose product is annotated as ATPase, class I, type 8B, member 4. Gene Ontology annotation, cellular component: plasma membrane. Bases 63 to 3521 code for a protein of 1152 amino acids. The record is from RefSeq and is a predicted model, not a curated record. The transcript has 28 exons. Gene Ontology annotation, biological process: phospholipid translocation; Golgi organization. Gene Ontology annotation, molecular function: ATPase-coupled intramembrane lipid carrier activity; ATP hydrolysis activity; magnesium ion binding. NCBI's taxonomy places the organism in Eukaryota, Metazoa, Chordata, Mammalia, Eulipotyphla, Talpidae.